CAAAUCCCUUUUUAAUUCCCAUAUUUCAGAUUAAUCACUUUUUUUCAAUUCAAUUAUUUAAAAUAAGUUCCUUAGAAUAUUCCAUUCGCAUAUUGUACUUUUUAUGCAGAAGUUCUACUCUUUUUAAGGACUCAUCAUUCUCAUCCCUCUCCUUCACAACCCAAACAGAUACAGAAACGCUUAAUCAUAAACAUGUUUUUGUGGUAGAUUGUAAAAAGCUGUUUUAGAAAAAAAGCACUUUUAUUAGAUAAGCUCAAACGGGAGGAAAGCAUGUCUGCUUUAAGUAGGAUGAAGAGAGUCACUGACCCGUGGGAUGAGAAGGUGAUGGACCGGAUCGUCGGCAUAGAGAAGAUUGGAACCGCUUACGUCAGCAGCGGUAGUGAACACCUCGACCAAGUCGAAGAUGACGUCAUCUCGCCGAGUUUGUCCGAACUUUUCUACGGUUUUACUGUUGAAGACCCCGGAGACUCGUCGUUGGAGGUAAAGGACUCCGAUUCUGAGCGCGAUCCUUCAAUGUAUGAGUCAAGUGAGGUGAAUUUAGACUUCGUCAAAUCGAUUCUGCAAGGUGAGAGAGAAGCGUUUGAAAAAGGACUUUUAGGUUUUGUUUUGAAAGCUGUGGAAGUGUUUUCCGACGUGAAAUCUAAUAGGCAGAUUUUGCGAAGAAAUGUCAUGGCGUUUUUGAGACAUAAAGGUUACAAUGCGGCGAUUUGCAAAACAAAAUGGGAGACAUCUGGCGGACUCACCGCCGGAAACUACGAAUUCAUCGACGUUGUUCGAUCGGACUCCAAAAGAUAUUUCGUCGAUCUGGAUUUCGCUUCGGAAUUCGUAAUCGCGAGGCCUAGUAAUUUCUACCAGCAUCUUCUUCAGUAUUUGCCGAGAGUUUACGUUGGUAAAAGUGAAGAUCUAAAGCAGAUUUUGAAGGUAACAAGCGACGCGGCAAAGCGAUCACUGAAGAGCAAAGGUCUCCAUCUUCCGCCAUGGCGGAAGCACCGUUUUAUGCAGAACAAGUGGCUCGGUCCUUACCGGAGAACGACCAAUCUUUUCCCAGCGAAAUUUUCCUCUGAUACCCCGGCGUUGAUUCACGGUUGCCGGACCAUCGGUUUUGACACCACCGUCCACGGCGGCGGGCGGUGGUUGUCAUCUGCUACAGCCCGUACCAGAUGAUUGCAAUAAAGUAAAAUAAUAUUCCAAUUUUGUUGAAAUUAAGAAGUGAAUUUUAGCAAAGUUUGUCUCUUUGCCUUUCAGGCAGUGUACGCGGCAUUUGCACGUCGUGUACAUGACGGCGCAUAUUAGCCAAUUCACGAGCGAAUUGAAUCAUUCAAAGUUCAAUAGUUAAAAAACAGUCUCUAAAUCCGUAUCGAACGGCUCUAAUUUACUUUAGGGAUGAGAUGAGGAUAAAUUCACUUUUGUCUUUUGCUACUUUUAAGGACUCCUGGCUAUACUAGAAUUAGGGUUGUCCAAGAGCUGAAUGGAACUAUUGACUCCU
Molecule: messenger RNA, 1486 nt
Organism: Olea europaea var. sylvestris
Lineage: Eukaryota; Viridiplantae; Streptophyta; Magnoliopsida; Lamiales; Oleaceae
Exons: 1
Coding region: 271-1164 (297 amino acids)
Source: RefSeq, a predicted model, not a curated record